Dentiscutata heterogama is the source of this 468-nucleotide messenger RNA. The record is from the annotation of a GenBank genome assembly. Lineage: Eukaryota; Fungi; Glomeromycota; Glomeromycetes; Diversisporales; Gigasporaceae.
AUGAGUUCGCAUCAUCAUCACGAUAAAUCUUGUUCUCACGACCAUUCACUAUAUGCUCAAAAUUUGGACGAAUUAGAUUUUCAAAGAUCAAUACAUAAUGCAUCUUUAACUUGUAAUAUUUCACAAGUAAGAUCAAUUAUUUCAAAGAAAGGUAGUGUAGUAGUGAAUCAAAUUGAUGCUGCUGGAUAUACUCCUUUGCAUUACGCAACUCGAAGUGGUAAUCUAGAAAUAUGUCGUCUUUUACUGGAACAUGGAGCAAAUGUAAAUGCUGUAACUCCAGAACUUUUAUCAACACCACUUCACCGUGCUGCUAUUAUCAAUAAUUCGGAAAUAGUUCGCCUUUUAUUAUCAUAUGGAGCUAAUCCAAAGCUAAAAGAUUCUGAUGGUCAUACGUCAUUAGACAAAGCUCGUAAAAAUGGAUCUGAGGAUGUUAUUUUAAUUUUGAAAAAGUCUGAUGAAACCGAUUAG